UCUACGCCACUGGCAAAGAAACACAAACAAAAUUUUCACUUCCCAGUUGGUAUCCAAAGUCUCUUUCUCUCUCAACAACCACUUUCUCUGAACCUUUUGGUCUUUUGGCUUCUCUGCAGCUUUACUUUGUUGAGCUUUCAUUUACGGAGAGCCAAAAUUGCCUUCAUUUGUCCAAUUCAGAGUCUUUUUUUAUAGAUCUUUAGAAAACUCUUUUUUUUUUUUUUCCCGUUUCUGUUUCCUUUUUGGGUUCCCAUUUGAUGAGUGAUUGAUCUCGUUUUAGAGGAGACUAAAGAUCGUUUUGGUUUUUUGGCAACAAUGAAGUCUUCAAGUCGGCUUGACUCGGCUGUUUUUCAACUCACUCCAACUCGGACAAGGUGUGAUUUGGUUCUCUCCGCAAAUGGAAAGACGGAGAAAAUAGCUUCCGGUUUGGUUAAUCCAUUUCUUGCCCACUUGAAGACUGUGCGAGAUCAAAUGGGCAAGGGGGGUUACUCAAUUAUUCUUGAGCCAGAGCUUGGAACUGAUGCAACAUGGUUCACAAGAGGAACAGUUGAAAGGUUUGUUCGUUUUGUGAGCACUCCAGAGGUCUUGGAACGCGUGUAUGCCUUGGAAUCUGAGAUCUUGCAGAUUGAAGAGGCAAUUGCGGUUCAAAGUAACAAUGAAAUAGGGUUGGCCAUGGUCAAAGAUCAUCAAACAAAAUCUGUGGAACACAUUGAAGGUGGCAGGCCUCUGCUGGAUUCUAAUGAGGAGAAAGCCAUUGUCCUUUACAAGCCUGGUGCACACCUACCUGAAGCAAAUGGAUCAACAGCACAGGAGGGAAAUUCAAAAGUUCAGCUUAUGAAAGUUCUGGAGACACGCAAAACUGUGCUGCAGAAAGAGCAAGGCAUGGCCUUUGCCCGCGCUGUAGCUGCUGGUUUUGAUGUUGAUCACAUGGCAUCUUUGAUGUCAUUUGCAGAAAGUUUUGGAGCCUCACGCUUAAUGGAGGCAUGUGUGAGAUUUUUGGACUUGUGGAAAAGAAAGCAUGAAAACGGCCAAUGGGUUGAAAUUGAAGCAGCUGAUGUAAUGUCUUGCCAGUCAGACUUCUCUGCCAUGAAUGCAUCUGGCAUUGUUCUUUCUAGUGCGAUCAACAAGCAGUGGCCUGAAACUUCAGAUGGUAAUGGGAAAGUGGGUGUUGACUCAGAUGAAAAGCCUCAAAUGGAUCAACAGUCAUCUCCAAGCCAGCAAGAAUAUUUUCAAGGCCAGUUUCCACAUCCCAUGUUCCCUUCUUGGCCUAUUCAUUCUCCACCUGGCACAUUGCCCAUCUUUCAGGGAUAUCCUAUGCAAGGGAUUCCUUACUAUCAGAAUUAUCCAGGAAAUAGCCCAUUUUUUCAGCCACCGUAUCCGUCGGGGGAAGAUACUAGACUUAAUACUGGCCAAAGAAAAGGACAAAGAAGGCAUUCAAUGGAUAGUGGGAAUGGCAACACUGACACUGAAACUGAGGAGGUGGAUACAGAAUCAGGGAAAAAGUCUAGUCGAUCAAGUAAAAAGCAAUCCAGUAAGGUUGUUAUUCGGAACAUUAACUAUAUCACUUCAAAGAGGCAGGAAUCAUCUGGUAGUGAAUCACAAUCAGCUUCUGGUUCUGAAAGUGAUGAGGAAGAGGGAGAUUUGUCUGUUACUACAAGUAGCAAGCAUAAGAGCUCUCUGAGAUCCUCAAAAAGGAAAGGAAUCCAUUCCAAAUCUCUAGAUGAGUUAGAUUCAUCAAACAUGGAAGGAACAAUUCAUGGGAAUGAGACAGAUGGUGGACACUGGCAGGCAUUUCAAAGUUAUUUACUAAAAGGUGCAGAUGAAGAUGAACAUGCUGUGGAUAAAGGUAUGUUUGUGAUGGAAAAGGAGGUUCGAGUCAGAAGAAGAGAAAAUGCAGCAGGUCAUGAUCCUUUAGUUUAUGAUGGACGAGAUGUAGGUUACAAUCAAGAAGGGAAUAUGACAGAUAUGCAGAGAAUUAGUGGAAACUUGGCCCGCAUGACUAAGGCCUCAAAUGAUGAAUCAUUGAUAUCCAGAAGAAUGGGUCAAUCUAAUGAGGGUGGAAGCUUCAUGGAUGGUCAAAUGGAUAUACAACCUGCAGAGAUAGAUGCAAGGAAAAGUAGAUAUAGGAGGUCAACAAAUGAUGAUUUUAUAAUAAACAGACCAGAAAAGCAUCCUGGUUAUAUGAGUUCAACAGAUCCAUUUGCUGUAAAUGGAUUUGUGCAUCCAAACAAAGACUUGGACAGUUCAUCACAUUAUAUGGAUGAUGAUUCUUAUGUGGUUUCGUUGAGGUCAGUCUCAGUAGAUCAAGUUGGAACUGAUGGAAGGCAUGCAAUUGACAUGGACUCUGAGUUGCCAUCAUCUCAAGUGGAAAACUUAUCUAACAGGGCAGGAAGCCAAGUCAAAUAUGAGCCAGAUGAUUUAAGUUUGUUGCCUGAGCGUGGGACAGAAAAGGGGACAGUUGGUUAUGACCCUGCUUUAGAUUAUGAUAUGCAGGUUCAUGCUGAAAAUUAUGCUCAAUUGGAUAAGAAAAAUGAGGAGGUGGUGACUGGCAUCAGGAAAGGCACUAAAAAGGUGGACAUGGACCGGAAAUCAAAACUUAUUCCAGAUACUUCAGAUAAGAAGAAGACAGUGGGACCAAUAAGGAAAGGGAAACCUUCAAAGUUGAGUCCUUUGGAUGAAGCCAAGGCACGUGCUGAGAGGCUCAGAACCUUCAAAGCUGAUCUCCAGAAAAUGAAGAAAGAGAAGGAAGAGGAGGAGAUAAAACGUCUAGAAGCUUUGAAAUUAGAGAGGCAAAAGAGAAUUGCUGCUAGAGGCAGCUCCAUUCCUACGCAGCCUUCUUCACAACAAGCCAGAAAACAAUUGCCAGCAAAACUUUCCCCUAGCUCUUACAAAGGAUCAAAGUUUAGUGAUUCCGAGCCUGGAUCUGUAUCACCUCUACAAAAGUUCCCGAUCAGAACUGUCUCUGCAGGAUCAACUGAUUCUCUUAAAGGUUCUAAAUCCAAUAAAUUAAGUACCAGAGGUAACUCUGCAGGAAAUAGGUUAAGCCAGUCGGUGUCAUCAUUGCCUGAACCAAAGAAAGAGAAUGGUAGUGUAACGCCUGAUGCAAAGGCAUCCAUGGCCCGAAUUAGAAGAUUAUCAGAACCUAAAAUUAGUAGCGGCCAUCAUGUUUCUUUGGUUAAGCCACGAAUCACUGAACCAGUAUCAAAGCCUAAAGUGUCAAAUGGACCUGAGAGCAAGAAAAUAUCUGCAAUCAUGAACCAUGAUAAAAACAAGACUGCAUCUCUCCCAGAACUGAAGAUUAGAACCACAACACGACGUGAAGUUCCUCUAGCCAAAUCAUCUGUGAAAGAAAUGCCCCAGAAGGUGAACGGAAGCAAGUCUAGUACUACUUCUGGAGGUGCUGAACUGAAAAGGAAUAGUGAUAUAAGGUCACAUCAUAGUGAUGGAGAUGACAAUUCAAUAAUUGAAAAGUCUGUUGUGAUGCUAGAAUGUGAAAAGCCAUCCAUUCCUGCCAUGCACACAUCAGAAGAAAGGAUAGGCUCUGAAACAGGGUACUCUAGCAACUAUAAAAUUGUAGAGAAAGCUGAGACUAUGUCAAACUAUGCAGCUAUCCGAGCACCAGUUUCACCACUUAACUUGGAUGGGGCUGAUAUUGAACCUGGCAAACACCGAUUAGAAGUGCUACCCAGUGCAAUUGAGAAUUCUGGAUCUGCAGAAACCAUUAGACCUAUUCUCUUUGGCAGUGGUGGAAACUUGCCUAAUGAUUCGAUGUUUUUGUGUGAAAUUUCGUGCUGUCAGACCACGACUGAAAAUGCAGGUAAUGUUGAGAAGGAAUUGCCAAAGCAUUCAAGUGUUACCCUUGCUGAAAAACCAUACCAAGCUCCUUUUGUUCGGGUCUCUUCUCUGGAAGAUCCAUGUACUGGGAAUUCAGAGUAUGGUAAAGCACCUCCAACAAGCUUACAGAGAACAACAUACGCAGAGGCUCUCAAAGUUCAUGUAUCUGAUCCUAAAAGCUUGAAAUUAGAAAAGAUCCCUGAAGGAUUAGAUAAGCCUCAGAUGAAGGAAACAUCAAAAGGUUUUAGACGGCUGCUGAAGUUUGGAAAAAAGAGUCAUACUAUGAGUGAGCACAAUGUUGAAUUGGAUAAUGGCAGUGCGAAUGGUUCGGAGGCAGAUAAUAGUGUUUCAAACAUUGCUUCCUCUAGUGAAGUUCAUACGUUGAAGAAUCUCAUCUCUCAAGAUGAAACCCCCACUGCUAAUAGUACUGCUCAAAAGACUUCUCGCCAUUUCUCCUUGUUGUCACCCUUCCGAAGCAAAAACAGUGAAAAGAGGCCCAGUACUUGACAAUGUGAAUACUGUUAAAAGUGAACUGUUUAGUUAUGACACGGUGAUUAAUGGAGAUCAGGUCUCCCCACAUUAUAUCUCCAACUGCUCUAUCGACGGGUACAAAGACUGCCAACCCUUAGUAGAAGCUGGCUCAUUUGUAUCAUUGUAGAUUGCAGAAUAUGUUUUUGUACAGUUGUUGUAAAGAGCUCUUAAUCCUCUUGAACUUGCGUUUGCGUUUAUAGAUCAAUGGAAGUAAUCUUCCACUUUCAGAACCUUGCUUGGGUCUUUAGCUUUUUUGUCUAAUGGCAUGAUUGGGAUUUUCCUAUAAUCAGUUGUCUUCGAGACUUAAGAAGUAGUGCGACCUUGGCCCUCAUUGUAACCUGGAACAUUUGAACUACAAAAGAUUGUGCAGUCUAUCGUAAAUCCAAAACCUGGUUUUCUUUUUC
Molecule: messenger RNA, 4769 nt
Organism: Hevea brasiliensis (rubber tree)
Lineage: Eukaryota; Viridiplantae; Streptophyta; Magnoliopsida; Malpighiales; Euphorbiaceae
Product: COP1-interacting protein 7
Exons: 14
Coding region: 316-4341 (1341 amino acids)
Source: RefSeq, a predicted model, not a curated record